CCGCACUCCAGGGACCAGUGGAGGCACCGGCCCAAAGCCCCUUUUAAUAGCGAGCGGCUUGGCGUGCCGAGUCCUCUCCUAAAACCCUAGCUCCACCACCCACCUAAACCCGCGAACUCACCAAGGCGGCGGCGGCGGCGGCGACAGCAGCAGCGGCGAUGGGGAGCGACACGGAGACGGAGAAGAAGAAGACCCCGGUGGCGCUGGCGCCCAUCGCCAAGCCGCUCGCCGGCAAGAAGCUCUCCAAGAAAACCCUCAAGCUCGUUCGCCGAGCCUCGGAGGCCAAGUGCCUGAAGCGCGGGGUCAAGGAGGUGGUCAAGAGCAUCCGCCGUGGGAGCAAAGGGUUGUGUGUAAUUGCCGGAAACAUCUCUCCUAUCGAUGUGAUUACACAUCUUCCCAUACUUUGUGAGGAAGCUAAUGUCCCAUACAUAUAUGUGACCUCAAAAGAGGAGCUUGCGACUGCGGGGACAACCAAGAGGCCCACCUGCUGCGUGUUGGUGAUGACCAAGCCAGCCAAGGGGGAGAUCACUGAAGAGGUGAAGGAGAAACUGGAAUCGGAAUACAAGCAGGUUGUAACUGAAGUCGCUGAGGUUACAUCUUCUAUGUUCUGAGAACAUUUCCAUAGCCGCGUGGAGAACCAUGAACAUCUUUCUGUCUAUUAUGUAGCAUGAUUUUGUCACCCUAUCCUUGCUAGUGAUCGACGUGUUUAUCAUGGAGCUUUAAGCAUCUCGAGUCUGGUACUGCGCUGUUCGGUUGGCCAUUAGAUAAACAAAAUAGUGCAUUGUUAACUAAUAUGGGUGAGGAAAUCAUUAUCGUUGAUGUUGCA
Aegilops tauschii subsp. strangulata is the source of this 826-nucleotide messenger RNA. RefSeq names its product H/ACA ribonucleoprotein complex subunit 2-like protein. Gene Ontology annotation, molecular function: RNA binding. Lineage: Eukaryota; Viridiplantae; Streptophyta; Magnoliopsida; Poales; Poaceae. The record is from RefSeq and is a predicted model, not a curated record. Gene Ontology annotation, cellular component: nucleolus.